GGGAGCGUGGCCCGCCUCUCGCUCCAGGGAGCGUGGUGACGUAGAGCGCGUGCGCCGCCCCGGUCGCUGGUGGGGGGAGGAAGAUGGCGGCCGGCCGUGGUGGGGGCUCGUGAGGCGGCGGUGGCGGCGGCUUCCGGGGCCGGGGGGACGAGGCGAGCGGCUAGGCUCCGGGGCGCGGAGUCGGCGUGCGGGAGACCAGCUGGACGCCUUUCAGGAACAGGAUAGCCAUGGCCACAGAAAUUGGCUCCCCGCCCCGUUUUUUCCACAUGCCGAGGUUCCAGCACCAGGCGCCUCGGCAGUUGUUCUACAAAAGACCUGAUUUUGCACAGCAGCAAGCAAUGCAACAGCUUACUUUCGAUGGAAAGCGGAUGAGAAAAGCCGUGAACCGAAAAACCAUAGAUUACAAUCCCUCUGUAAUUAAAUAUUUGGAGAAUAGAGUAUGGCAGAGAGACCAGCGAGAUAUGCGAGCAAUCCAGCCUGAUGCAGGAUAUUACAAUGAUUUGGUCCCACCUAUAGGAAUGUUGAACAACCCUAUGAAUGCUGUAACAACAAAAUUUGUUCGGACGUCUACUAAUAAAGUAAAAUGCCCCGUAUUUGUUGUCAGGUGGACUCCUGAAGGGAGGCGCUUGGUUACUGGGGCAUCUAGUGGAGAAUUCACCUUGUGGAAUGGACUGACUUUCAAUUUUGAAACGAUAUUACAGGCUCACGACAGCCCUGUAAGGGCUAUGACUUGGUCACACAAUGAUAUGUGGAUGCUGACAGCAGACCACGGGGGAUAUGUGAAAUACUGGCAGUCCAACAUGAACAACGUCAAGAUGUUCCAGGCACAUAAGGAGGCGAUUAGAGAGGCCAGUUUCUCACCCACGGAUAAUAAAUUUGCUACAUGCUCUGACGACGGCACUGUUAGAAUCUGGGACUUUCUACGUUGCCAUGAGGAGAGAAUUCUUCGAGGACACGGAGCCGAUGUGAAGUGCGUUGACUGGCAUCCAACGAAGGGAUUGGUUGUGUCGGGAAGUAAAGAUAGCCAACAGCCGAUCAAGUUCUGGGAUCCAAAGACCGGCCAGAGCCUUGCCACACUACAUGCUCAUAAAAACACAGUGAUGGAGGUAAAAUUGAACCUGAACGGAAACUGGCUACUAACAGCUUCUCGUGACCAUCUCUGCAAGCUCUUUGACAUCCGUAAUCUGAAAGAAGAACUUCAAGUCUUCAGGGGUCAUAAGAAAGAGGCCACAGCUGUUGCCUGGCAUCCUGUUCAUGAAGGGCUGUUCGCCAGCGGAGGGUCUGAUGGCUCUUUGUUGUUCUGGCAUGUUGGGGUUGAGAAGGAGGUUGGUGGAAUGGAAAUGGCCCACGAGGGAAUGAUCUGGAGUCUGGCAUGGCAUCCGCUUGGACACAUUCUCUGUUCGGGCUCAAAUGAUCACACCAGCAAGUUUUGGACUCGAAAUCGACCUGGAGAUAAAAUGCGAGAUCGUUACAACUUGAAUCUGCUGCCUGGCAUGUCAGAAGAUGGUGUGGAAUAUGCUCCGGGAGAUGAUCUUGAACCCAACAGCCUAGCAGUUAUUCCUGGGAUGGGAAUACCUGAGCAAUUGAAAAUAGCCAUGGAGCAAGAGCAGAUGGGAAAAGAUGAGUCCAAUGAUAUUGAAAUGACAAUCCCAGGACUGGACUGGGGAAUGGAGGAAGUCAUGCAAAAGGACCAAAAGAAAGUGCCACAGAAAAAAGUGCCCUAUGCAAAACCAAUACCAGCACAGUUUCAGCAGGCAUGGAUGCAGAAUAAAGUCCCUUUGCCUCCCCCACCUGAGCCAUUAAAUGAUAGAAAGGAAGAUAUUAAGCUGGAGGAGAAGAAGAAGACGCAGGCGGAGAUUGAACAGGAAAUGGCAGCACUUCAGUACACAAACCCGCAGCUCUUGGAGCAACUGAAGAUUGAGAGACUCGCACAAAAGCAAGCUGAGCAAGUGCAGCCACCACCUCCCGGAGGCUCUCUUCAUGGACCCCAGCCUUUUCCAGGGCAAGGCCCAAUGUCACAGAUGCCUCAAGGAUUUCAGCAGCCCCUCCCACCUCAGCAGAUGCCAAUGAAUAUGCCUCAGAUGGGACCUCCUGGUCCACAAGGACAAUUCAGACCUCCGGGACCCCAAGGACAAAUGGGACCUCAAGGUCCUCCAUUACACCAAGGUGGUGCAGGUCCACAAGGGUUCAUGGGACCACAAGGACCUCCAGGCCCCCAAGGACCUCCACAAGGAAUGCCACGGCCUCAGGAUUUACAUGGGCAUCAAGGAAUGCAGAGACAUCCUGGCCCUCAUGGGCCGAUGGGGCCUCCAGGUCCACAGGGUAGUGCUGGCCCACAAGGCCACUUAGGACCACAAGGACUACCUGGAUCUCAGACUCAUUUAGGACCGCAGGGUCCACCUGGCCCCCAAGGUCACUUGGGUCCUCAAGGUCCUCCGGGUGGUCAAGGAAUGCAAGGGCCACCUGGUCCCCGAGGAAUGCAAGGACCUCUUCCUCAUGGCAUGCAAGGAGCUCCGGGAUCUCAAGGGAUGCAAGGCCCUAUAUCUCAAGGGCCUUUGAUGGGACUUAAUCCAAGAGGGAUGCAGGGUCCACCAGGACCCAGAGAUAACCAGGGACCUACUCCACAAGGGAUGAUGAUGGGUCAUCCGCAAGAAAUGAGAGGUCCUCAUAUGCAGAGUGGUUUACUAGGACAUGGUCCCCAAGAGAUGAGGGGCCUACAGGGACCCCCGCCUCAAGGUACAAUGUUAGGACCGCCACAAGAAUUGCGUGGACCACCAGGUCCACAAGGCCAGCAGGGACCUCCGCAAGGCUCUUUAGUAGGGCCUCAAGGAAAUAUGCAAGGACCUCAGGGACAGCCAAACCCUUCAAGGGGGCCACAUCCUUCCCAGGGCCCUCUGCCUUUCCAGCAGCAGAAAACUCCUUUGCUGGGUGAUGGGCCUCGACCCCCAUUUAAUCAGGACGGACAGAACCCAGGUCCUCCACCGUUGAUACCGGGACUGGGGCAGCAGGGAGGACAAGGUCGUCUCGGCCCUCACAGCCAAGGACCUGGUCUUAAUAAAGGUGACUCCCGUGGUCCACCAAACCAUCACAUGGGCCCUCUCUCAGAUAGAAGGCACGACCAGAACAGUGGUGGUCCUGAUCAUGGGCCUGAGAGAGGGUUGUUUCGAGGUGGCCAGGAGUGGGGUGAUGGUAGAGACAGCAGGGGCAUGCCAGAUAGACGAGGACCUCACCCAGAUUUCCAUGAUGACUUUGAUCGACCAGAUGACUUCCGGGACGACUUCCAUCCAGAUAAGAGAUUUGGCCAUCGAUUACGGGAAUUUGAGGGGAGAGGAGGCCCACCAUUACAAGAUGAAAAAUGGAGACGCGGUGGACCUGGGCCUCCCUUUCCUCCCGAUCACAGGGAAUUUGAAGGAGGGGGUUCAAACCGUGGGCCUCCUGGUGCUUGGGAAGGACGGAGACCAUCAGAUGAUAGAUAUCCACGGGAUCCUGAGGAUGCACGGUUCCGGGGAAGACGCGAUGAGAGCUUCAGAAGAGGAGGACCCUCAAGACAUGAGGGCCGGGGACCCAGGGGGAGAGAUGGCUUUCCUGGUCCUGAAGAUUUUGGGCCAGAUGACACUUUUGACUCUCCAGAUGAAAACGCGAGAGGAAGGGACCAUGGUGUUCGGGGGCGAGGUCGCGGUACUCUUAGAGGAGGCCGGAAAGGUCUGCUUCCUACUCCAGAUGAAUUUCCACGCUUUGAAGGAGGACGGAAACCAGAAUCCUGGGAUGGAAACAGAGAACCAGGUCCUCGUCCAGAUCACCCUCCUCAUGAUGGACACUCUCCAGCUAACCGAGAACGUUCUUCUUCGCUCCAGGGCAUGGACAUGGCCUCGCUACCACCACGCAAACGGCCCUGGCAUGAUGGACCAGGGACCUCUGACCACAGAGAAAUGGAUGCUCCAGGUGGACCUCCAGAGGAGAGAGGGAAAGGACGAGGAAGUUCAGGACCUUCACAGAGAGUGCCAAAAUCUGGGAGGUCCAGUUCUUUAGAUGGAGACCAUCACGAUGGAUUCCACAGGGAUGAAGCUUUCGGUGGAGGCCCUACAGGAGGCAAUAACCCUUCCAGAGGAGGAAGGAGUGGGAGCAAUUGGGGAAGAGGAAGUAACAUGAACUCUGGUCAAUCAAGAAGAGGAGCAUCAAGGGGUGGUGGAAGAGGACGAUAGAAGAGGCUUUGACUGGGUCACACCCAGUCCUUGUUGGACAAUAUUUAAAUAGACUGCUACUCUGGACUCAAAGAGAAAGUAAACCUGCAACACCACAAACCUGGAUUCUUAACUGGGAUAACUGAAUGUGCAUUAGUUCCUAACAAGGGUCUUUUCCUAGAUCAAUCAACUGCUACUAGCUGCAAUAUUGUAGCUAGGUUUCCAUUUUGUCCUCUCCAUCCCCAUUUUCCUCACCUUCUUUUACCUACUUUGUUUUGUGAAGAGCUGGAAUUUUUUUUAGUGUUGUAAGACAUGGAGCACCUCCACAGAUUUCAGUUCACCUCCAGACAGAAACUUGUUUCUAUAUGUACAGUUUGUCAGAAAAGUUACGUUGUUUUUGUAUGAAUACAGAAUGUAAUUUGCGCAAAAAUUAACAAAAAAAAAAUCAUGCAGUGUGUGAUUCUUUACUCACCUAGAACUAUAAAAAAGUCAUCUUUAAGCAGAUUUGUGUAUCAGAUGGAGCAACAGAACUACCUCCUGAAUAUUCUACAGUACAAAACGCUAAUGCUUUAUUCCUAAUUUUGGGGUUUAUCAUGCAUAGAGAACUUUCUCUUUCACCUUUAGCCACAGCUGUCUAUAGACAAUAAAUGGUGCUGACGUUAAAAUUCCAAAAGACGGGAAAUCAUCGCUGCUUGCUAUUCUACCAUCCUGAAAGAGAAAAACGUGGAACACCAUUUAGAAAGUUGUCGUAGACUGUAUGAGCCAUAACCUAGCAAAAUAGACAGCAUGACAAACAUUGUCAUUCUAUAUUUCACUUUGAGUCAAAUAUUCCUGUUCACAGUAGCAUCAGUUUAUAUAAAUUGGGGAGGAAAGGACAGAGGUUUAGCAGCUUGAUUAAUAUGGAUGCAAAGGUUUUACAGUGGCUGUAGCGCACAUUGCUUAAAGAUACGGGUUUUCAGUACAAGCUGGUGCACUCAAAUACUAAAGUGGAAACCUCAUUAGUUGGUCACUUUCUUAACAUUUUUAAGCAUCAUCUUCUCUCGGGUAUUUUUCCUAGUUUUAUUUUCUUUGCAAUACUGAUAGUUUUUAAUUGGUGCAGGAAGAAGAUGAAGAGGCGUUUAUUCCUGUUUUUCAAGUUUCAUAAUAAAGCUGCUUACCAACUACA
This is a messenger RNA of Dromaius novaehollandiae (emu), 5346 nucleotides long. It is a transcript of the gene WDR33, whose product is annotated as WD repeat domain 33. The transcript is spliced from 23 exons. Bases 228 to 4202 code for a protein of 1324 amino acids. Gene Ontology annotation, cellular component: mRNA cleavage and polyadenylation specificity factor complex. NCBI's taxonomy places the organism in Eukaryota, Metazoa, Chordata, Aves, Casuariiformes, Dromaiidae. Gene Ontology annotation, molecular function: protein binding. The record is from RefSeq and is a predicted model, not a curated record.